Chiloscyllium plagiosum (whitespotted bambooshark) is the source of this 8613-nucleotide messenger RNA. It is a transcript of the gene gtf3c2, whose product is annotated as general transcription factor IIIC, polypeptide 2, beta. Gene Ontology annotation, cellular component: transcription factor TFIIIC complex. Gene Ontology annotation, molecular function: protein binding. Gene Ontology annotation, biological process: transcription by RNA polymerase III. Lineage: Eukaryota; Metazoa; Chordata; Chondrichthyes; Orectolobiformes; Hemiscylliidae. The record is from RefSeq and is a predicted model, not a curated record.
AAGCAUCCAGCAAAAACUCCAAGGCUGGGUCCCGAGUGCUGAGACAGCUGCGUUAAUCUGUGUCCUUCUGUAAUUCUCUUUCUACAUUCUUCCUACUAAUUGAUGGAUAUAUAGCCUGAGCAAUGUAAUUUGGCUGUUUUUAUUCCUUAACUCCAGCUCUUACCCUCUAUGUCAUCUCCAUUAAUACAGACCACAACAGUUAUCUGUUUACCUUCGGUAUAUUUUGCAGCUGCCUAGUGGUAUCCUUGGCCCGACUACUUACGCAAGACAACACAUCAUCCUGGAUUUAGAAACUCUUAUCUAUUCCCCUAACUUUUAAGUAGUCUUGGGGAGUUGGCAACAGUGGUAGCUAAUGUCUUAUUUACAACCCUACAUCCAUAAAUUCAUUAUCGUGAGACGAAACGUAGAUGAAGGAUUUUUUAAUUCCGUCUUGCUUAUGAUUAAACCUUUUCGAGUAUUGAAAAAUUAAUUGCCUUCAAAUUAAAUCCAAAUAUAAUCAUGAAGUUGUAGAAGCGUAGGUAAAUUUUUAAUGCCACCGGCUGCAGCUGGCCAAAAUAAAAUCCUUCCUUGAAUAUUCGAACAAAUUUCCAUUAAACGUGGUGGUUUCACCUCGUCCCGGGUGAUUGCAAUUUGGCAGAUGCGAAACCUUCCCUGUGUUAGAAUUCAAGACGGUCGCAAAAUCCUCUAAUUGGCAUCAACAGAACAGUCACAUUCCUUGUGUCCGGGGAUGGUGGGGGUGGGGGCGGGGAGGGCAGGAGUGCGCAGGCGCCUUUCGAUAACAUUCCAAAGUUUGCCCACCGUUGUCCCGCCUACCUGUUUUUCGUAUACGACAAUGUGAAUUCGGGAAAUCCUGUUAAUUGGUCAGUCGAGGGUUCAAUCAGGCAGGGUUUAAGAAGCCCUGCCCCUGAACGUAGGCUCUCUGGGUAUUUGUCAGUUUGAGUGUUGCAUGGUCUUUCCGAAAGGAACGGGAGGUGCGGAAGGUGGAUUAUUGUACAGAAUAACGGCGUAUUCAGGUUCCGCGUGCGCCCGCUUCUGAGCCUCAUCCUUAUCCUGCAUUGUAGGAGCCCGCAGGCGCGGGGCGGGUGCGAUGAGACAAGAUUUUAAUGAAAUUGCUGAGCCUGAGUUUCUCAAUUGCCUGAAGUGUAUAAGAAAGAAAAUAUAUUUAUGGAACCAAAUCUUCAGGAUACCUGUGAGGCUGAUACAGAAGAAGCACAAAAAACGGCUGUGUCUAUCGAAGCUGGUCAAACCCCUGCAAGAUCAACAGCCCACAUAAGUAAUGAUGGAUUGGGACCUUCAACCAGUGAUUUUCACAUGGGGAACCCUGCUGAGAGCGAUGUAUGUUUAGAUAAAGAAGCCAUUUAUGUAUCUGGCUUCAUUGAAAAAGACCAUGACAGUUUAAAGUUAAUUGGCUGUACUAACAAGAAUUCUUCCUUUAUAUCUGCAGCAUCCGUACAAGUUUCUCAACCAGUGGUUGAUAUUAAAACAUCAGGGCGAGCAGCAACUAAUGACAAAAGUCCACAAAAAAGCAAAAGACUACUUGUCUCUGACCUAAAAUUAACAACUGAUCUUUUUACUACAGAUGUGAUAGUGUCUGCAGAUAAAAGCCAUCAAAUGUUUGAUACAACCCUUUUACAGCAAAGUGCUAACAUUAAUAAGGAGAAAUCUAAAUCUGCAAAUCACAGUUUACAAUCUGCAGAGUGUCAUUCCACUGUGAGUAAGAGUAGUGUCGUAUGUCCCGCAAUUGCUUCAAAAGAUACCAGUCUCCAUCCCAACACGCUGGUAGUUUCAGAGCAGCAUACUUGUGAGGUAGAAGGCCAACAGAGAAAAGGGGGAGAAGAUUCGCUAAUUAAUCACUUAAAACAUUCUGCUGCAGAUGAGAAUGCUGUAACUUUGAGUGAGUCUGGAAUCAAGAUUUGUCUCACUCCUGAUCCAUUACUUGUACAGCAAAAUGCAGACAAAAGACAGCAGCUGUACAAAAAAGAACAAAAUAAUCUGACGGAUAAUCCAGGAGUGGACCUUUGUGAUAUAUCUGUGAAUGGUUGUCCUGGUGAAACAGAUGCUCAUCCUGUGAACAUCCCUAAGAAACGAGGAAGAAAGCCUAAAAUUGCAGUGGUUGCAAUUGCAAAAGGAAUUCCCAGUCAUGGCAACACUGAAAAUAGUGGUGGCCCAGAAAUGGGAAAUCUUGAACCAGUGCUGAUUACAAAGAAACAAGCAAGAAAACUUAAAAAUACAAAAGCACUGUCUCUUGAAGGAACAGUGUCACAAACAUCAAAAGGAGAUUGUGAUGUUGUGAGUGAUGACAAAUUUGAAUUGAGAGCUCCUCAACCAGCCAAUAUCCCAAAGAAAAGAGGAAGAAAACCUAAGAAUGCAAAAAUAACAUCAAUGGGAAGAGUAGUGCCGCACAUGCCAUCAAAACAGAUUUGUGAUGAUGCUAAAAAUGAUAGUAACAAUGAGAUGGGAAUUCAUGAACCAGUGAAGAUCGUGACAAAACGAGGAAGAAAACCUAAGAAUGCAAAAAUAACAUCAAUUGAAAGAGUAGUGCAGCAAAUGCCAUCAAAGCAGAUUUGUGAUGAUGCUAUAAAUAAUAACAAUGAGAUGGGAAUUCGUGAACCGGUGAAGAUCCUGACAAAACGAGGAAGAAGACCUAAAAAUGCAAAAGUAGUGUCUGCUGAAAGAGUGCUGCAGCAGACUCCAAAGGCUGGUGGUGAUAUUUCUGAAAACAGUGAUGUCAUAGAGAUUGAUGCUCUACCACCAAUGCAGAUACCUAAGAAGAAAGGAAGAAAACCUAAAAAUAAGAUGGUGUCCCAAGAAGAGAGUACAGAUACCCAUGGGCUCUUGAAGCCAAUCGUCCAGAGAUUAUUGGAAGAGAGCAGUGCUGAGAAUGAACUAACAGCAAGUGGUCGACCAAAAAGGAGGGCGGCCAGAGCUGCCUUACUUUACCUACAUGAAAUAGUAGAGCAAAUAAAAUCACCUUCUUAUAAGGUAGAUGAUGUGGCUGGCAAUAUAAAUGAUAGUGAGCCAGACCAUUCUCUGGAUCAAACGUUGUUUCAACCUCCAUCUUCCCCGAAACGAAGAAAAGGAAGGAAGAGGCAGAAGAUCAGUGAUGUUUUUGAUGACCUGUCAGAUGACAAAGAUUUUGUGAUCUCAGAUGAAAUAACUGAUGACGAAGAGGUUGAGGAUGAAGAACUUAAUGAAGUUGAACCAUCCAGUGAUGUUUCUGAGUCUGACCUAGAUGACUUUCAAGAUGGCGAAGGUCAGAAACAAAGAAGGAGUCCGAUAAAUAAAAGAUCUUGCAAUACAAAACGUCGGCUAUUUGGAAAUUUCGCUAAUGGCCUCCCAAAUACUAUAAUGGUACCAGUGUGGGAAGCUACAACAAUUACAAGAAAACAUCGAGAGGAACAUCACUCCCCAUGGGUGUUUCCAAAUUGGAUACCUUUAAUGCAGGACUGGAGCUUUCUUUCACAAAGUGAAUCACUUAGAUAUUUGCCCAAUGAAGGAAUCUCACCAUUGUUUAAAGUUAAAAGGGAAGGUCUUCGAGAAAACUCUGUAAUUCAGAGACUGAGAAGAUUCCAGUCACUACCUGCUCAUAAAGAUCGCUGGGAUAUAAACUUCUUUGUAGGUGGUCCUGUAUGGUGUAUGGAGUGGUGCCCAACCCCAGAGGGUUCAGCUGCCUGUCAGUAUGCAGCUAUUUAUUGCAAUAAAAGAAUGGAUGAUAGGCAUAAACUGAUGGAGCAGUAUGCAGAGCCAACAUUGCUUCAGAUUUGGCAACUGGGAGACCUCCAACAGGAGCACUGCCCUCAAGUGAACGCUGCUUUAGCUUAUGGUAUUGCCACAGAGUACGGUUGCAUUUGGGAUAUGAAGUGGUGUCCCAGUGGUGCAUGGGAACUGCCAGAAACCACUAGAAAGAUUCCUCAGAUGGCGAGACUUGGUGUGCUAGCAGCUGCAUUUUCCAGUGGAAAGAUUGUCAUUUACAGUUUACCACACCCCGAGUCUCUAAAUGCCUACAAAACGAAGUGUUCAAAAGCUUCAUCUACUAAAGGGCCAAUCAUAUGCAAGGUUCAAUGUACUGUAAUUCUGGAGAUUGGAUCAGUCCAGUUUAGUGGUUCUGCACAAUGUGGGCAAUGUUUCUGCCUUGACUGGAUGCCAGUUGGUGAACAUGAAUAUUUGGCAGCAGGUUUUUAUGAUGGUACAGUUGCUCUUUGGAACUUGAAUACAACAUCAUUAUUGUUAAGAGUCCAGCAAGGAGAUGGAACUUUGAGGGUCUAUCCUUUCCACUCCUUUGUUGCACAUGACCAUGCUGUCAAAGCCAUUGCUUGGAGUAAAGCUCACAGCAACUUUCUAGUGACAGCUAGCCCUGAUAGGAAGAUCAAGUUCUGGGAUCUCAGAAGAACAUACCAACCAAUCAAUGAAAUCAAGCGUUAUUUGAACACAGAAGUUGCUUGGUUGCUUCCAUGGUGUGGAAUUAUGGUAGCACAGGAAAAUUGCUAUGCUGCAUUUGGACUCAGUGGAAUUCAUUAUGUAGAUGCUGGUUUUCUUGGAUUUAAGCCGUAUUUUGCUGCACCAAGAGCAGGAACAGUAUGGAGUAUUUCUGGCUCUGAUUGGUUGAAUACCUGUGUCUCCGGAGAUAACACAGGAGAGGUGAUGGCAGUAAUCCUCCCAGAUUGUAUGAACAACACAAUGAAUAUCAAGCGACCUAAUGAACGCCGUUUUUCUGUUUAUAAAGCUGACCUCAUUCAUCACAGUGCUGCUAGUAACAUGUCAGCCUCCUGCUCACAUCAAGAGAAAGAGGCCAAUGUCGAAAAGCAUUCUUCUGAAAUGGAGAAGGAAGAUUCAACUUCCAGCCCUGUCAUUGAACCAAAGGCUUACAGUGAUACAGUGAAGAAAUACUACCUAAUGUUUGAUGAUACUGACCUGAGGAGUUUCAAGAACAUGGUUUCCAGAGAGCCUUUUAAAAGAAUACAAAAGGUAGACAAAGCAAAAACUCAUCCUGACCGAAUGCCACUGGAAUCUGUAUAUAAGGUUCGUUUCAAUCCCAACCUUGACGCUCAUGGAUGGGUCCUUUCAGCCGGGCAAUCUGGGAUUGUCCGAGCACACUGUGUGCAGAGUCUUAAUACACAUGUGAGCAAGAAACUGAUCAAGGAAUGUCAAGCACAAUUCAGUUUCAUGUUCCAACCUACAGAAGCUGAAGCUGUUGAGAAUUCCAUUAUCCAUUCUAUUUCACAGAAUGUAAACACGUCAGUGCAAACAAAAUAAUGUGUAUCAACAUGGCUGGAGGGUACAAGGACACCACUCUGCUGACAUGCCAUUACAAUAAAUUUUCCAUGCAAAAAUGCAGUAGUGACGUGACUCCUACCUACUAGAUUCAACCAGGGCACAAUAACUGAACAUGGAAUAGGUAUACAUGUCUGCCAGAUCAGCAGUGUAUGUUUUUCUAAAAAUUUAUUGUACAGAAGAAUAUGUCUUAAUUGUGUUACUGAAAAUCAAUCUAUUGAAUCAGAUACAUGGAUUUUCAGAUGAAGUAUGCAAACUGAACUGCUUCUUUUACUCUCAUAAUUUUCAAUUCUGCUGUAAAAUUGAAGAACAUAAUUGUAGUCCUAAGUAUGCUAUUAUGCCUUUCUUGAAUCAUCUUGAAUUGUAGAGUUUUUUUUACUUUUUUGAGCAAAGCUUAGAGACUAAUGUGGUCCACACGAACUUGUGUCUGGUUUCACAAGAUCGACUUUAGGCAGAUUUUUAACUGCUAAGAAAAGUUUUACAAAACCACAGUUGUUAAAAUCAUGAAAUGUAGUAUACUUUUUUUAAAGGUUGCUUUUAUUUCAAAGUGAUGCAAAAGCAGUGGUCCUUGUUUUACUGUUUGUUGACUUGAGCCAGUGCCUCCAAUUUAUGGCCUGGCAUGAGGUAUUCAAGAUUCUUCUGUGGUACAAAUUAAAAUAUCACUUCAUGUAAAUGACUGGGAUUUUCAGUCUUGGAGAUAGUUUUGUAAUUGGUGGCCACUUGGAGCUUAGUAUAAGUAAGCAACAGAUCAGAUUGGUAUUUAAGGCAAAAAGCAGAUUUGGAGUUUACCUAGAAAACAUGUUACCUGGGUUAAAUUGUUUUUUGUCUGCUACAUACAGAAUCCUAGUGAUUUAUAAUACUGACUGAAUUUAACUGAAAUAAAAUUGCAUUUGGUUGUAAAUAAGUUAAUUCUUUCUCUUGUCCUAAAUGUAAUUGGAAGUGUAAAGUGAGAAGUCAGUUAGGACUCUUGAAAAUUAGGCACAUCCUUUCUACACAUGUGCCUUCUCCCUGAUCUUAUGCAAACGGAAAGCAAUUUUGCCACUAUUAUGCUUCUGCAAAGUUUUCUUUACUUUCAAAUAGAAGUGUCAGUUUUCUUAAAGUACAUAAGUCUUGCACUUAUAAACAAUCAGUCCCCCCAGUGUGUAUGCUGCAUCUUGUCAACCUUGUAGUGAAGAGCCACAGCGUUAAACAUUAUUGUUUGAUGGCUGUGUAGCUUUUCUUUACUCUGAGUAAAAUAUUUGUGGAUGACUUUCCUUUUCUAAUUUGAAUAUCAUUUCAUGAUUUGUAUAACUUGGCAUGUAAAACCGGCAAUAGUCAAUUUGCUCACACUGAGCACUGUUGUCAUUUCCAUACUGCUUUUCUGAGGUUAAAUAAUGCACUGUGUAUAAAAUUAGACUUUUAGCUGUGAACCUUUCUAAAAAGCACUUGGAAAACGUUCCAUGCUUCUCCUACCCACCCAGAAAAAAAAUUCAUGAUUUUCCAAUUCUUUUGUAAAUGUGAUAAUUUUAAAAAAUAACUAGUGGUGUGUUUCUUUUUCAGCUUUAUCCUGGGUUUCUGUUUUAUAUGGUGUAUUUCUUUUAGUUGCUAUUGCAUGUAAUUUUAGCAUUUUUAGAUCAGUAAAUCUGUAACUCACCAAUGUGGUUCCAUGCAUUUGAUGUACAGCUACCUCAAACUCGAAUUGAUUUGGAGAUUUCAUAUGUGAUUUAUAGUGAUCAGAAAACACAGAUUUAUGUACUGCAUACUUAAUUGUUGGUACAACCUAUGCUUCAAAUGUUUUUGCUAGCAUUAUCACUGAAGGUUCUGUAUUCUGGGAUGCAAAAGAUGAUUACCAUGGUGCUUACAUUGUGCAUGAAUGGAUGGGUGUGCUGAAUGAGCGGGAGAAUUCUAUAUCAUUUAUUUGGCUGAUGUAUAUUCCUUUCAACCCCUCUAUCAAAAGCAUGUUGAAAUCAUAUAUUACUAUGAUCAGUAUAGAGUUUUAAUCACUCUCAUUUUUUUUUUUGUAAAAUCACCCCUUAUCUAUCUUGUUGAAAUAGAAGCUGAUACAGAGACCUGCACUUCCAAUACAGACGUAUCCAAAGUACCAACUAUAAUAACGUGUUUUUCCUCAGUAAAGUAUAUGACAUUUUCAAAAAUCCAAUUUUGAAGGUGCAGCUAGCUGCAAUGGUAUGUGUCUUUUUAGAUUUAUUAUACUUUGGCCUUCAAAAAUGAUUCAAAAUGUUUGUUUGGUAUUAGAUAUGCAGAAGACACUGUUAAUAUAUAGCAUGUGGAGAAAUUACUUUGUGACAUAGGUGUCUCCAUAUUUUUAUUUUGUCCUAUAAUACAUCUGUCAACUUUCAGUUGGAACAAGAAAUGCAUUCAAAAUCUGCUCUAAAUGGAUUCUAGAUGAAUGUUAAAUUACUUAUUUUAAUGCCUUUCCCCUUUUUUUUUCAAAAAACAAGGCGACUUGCCCUCUAGUCACUGCCAGUGCUGUUCUGUAUUUAGGCACCAACUGCUAGUAAUUCGAGAGAUUUACCCCUCACUAUUCCAUUUAAGAAUUAUUUUGCUGAUUAAUAUGACUGAAAUUAUAAACUUACUGCCUGGAAAUUUAUGAAUUUUAACCUACUUUAUAUCACUUUGAAUGUGACUUGGUAAUAACGUGCUGCUCCUGGAUGCACUUUGGUUUAGAUUAAUGUCCUGUCAUUUUCUAUAAAUGUUGCUGUCAUAAGUGCUUUCUGAAUUUAAUACAAAAUAAAAUCCGAGUCAACUGAGAAUGCUGCGAUGCAAGAAAACUUCCAAGAAAAGUUGCUCAUUCAGUUCAUGCAUUAAGAGCUUAAUCCCAGUUGCUGUAAGGAAUAAUCAUUUACCUUUAUCCCGACUCAUUAUUUUUGAUCAACCACAGGAUCAUUUUCUCUUAGCUGGUUUGGCUGAGCAUGUCCAAUGAGAAUGGCACAAUUAUUUAAACUUAUGUUUAAUGUGACUAUCCAAUAUGGGUUCUGCAAUGAAACUGAUUUUCUUACUUUCUCUCUAGUACUUAAAAUGCUCUGUUCCUCUUCCACGCACUCACCCACAAAUUUGUGAAGUUGAAACUGCUCUAACUUAUUUGUCACUAUUCAAUGUGGCAUUAGGAUGUUUUUCCUCAGUAUUCUAAAACCAUCACAAAAAUCACAAAUUUCAUUGUUCUAAUCAAGCCAACAUGCUUUACUGAAAGAUGAAGCGUGUAUAAACGUAGCAUUUUCAUUGUGCAAAUGCACAUGGUUAUAAUUUAAACAGGGGAUAUGCAGGUAUCAUUUGUUUAGAGAUCUUUUUCAGAAAUUGCAAAGUUGUGGUUGCAGUAUGGAAAUUAAAAUGUUACGUUUCAUUAUU